AUGAAGUUCUUCACGUUCCUCGUCGCCACGAUGACCGUUCUCGGCGCUGUCGCUGGUGCUGACCAUCCUACCGUCAAAACGCCAACUGAAGCUCUUGAACAAGUGCAAGCGUCCGCAUUACCCGAUGGUGUCACGCUCACGGGUGAAACGGAGAAGAUCGACCCUCCUGCUAAUGCCGCGGCGAUUAUCAAGAAGGAAGCCCACGACGACAAGGACGACAACGACAAGGACGACAACGACAAGAACGACGAUAAGGAACACUUGGGAUGGGGACUCGGUGGAGGUUUCGGCGGUUGGGGACUCGGUGGCUGGGGCGGCUGGGGAGGUUGGGGUGGCUUUGGACCCUACCGCUUCGGAUUCAUGUGCGGUGGCGUCCCUGGCUGGGCCUAUCCGCUGGGCUACUGGAACAUGUUUGGUGCGGGUCUGUACGGCGGCGGGUGUGGUCUUGGCAUUCCUUCCGGCGGUCUCUACUACUGCUAA
Messenger RNA from Phytophthora nicotianae INRA-310, 480 nucleotides. RefSeq lists its product as hypothetical. The record is from RefSeq and is a predicted model, not a curated record. The coding region runs from base 1 to 480 and encodes 159 amino acids. NCBI's taxonomy places the organism in Eukaryota, Oomycota, Peronosporomycetes, Peronosporales, Peronosporaceae. The transcript has a single exon.